Molecule: messenger RNA, 948 nt
Organism: Carassius carassius (crucian carp)
Lineage: Eukaryota; Metazoa; Chordata; Actinopteri; Cypriniformes; Cyprinidae
Product: SLAM family member 9-like
Exons: 4
Coding region: 1-948 (315 amino acids)
Source: RefSeq, a predicted model, not a curated record
AUGGAUGGGAGUCUCCAGGGUCUUGAAGCCGUAUCAAGACAAAAACAGUGGGGGCUGAGAGAUGAUUUGAGACAUGCUGAUUUCAGGCUUUAUAAAGCAAAAGCAGCUUUAAUUUGUCCGUGUUCAUCUUCUUCAGGUGUGUUUGGUGCUGAAACUAAUGAAACACAGUCAGUGUCAGUGACGGAGGGAGAUUCUGUUACUCUAAACACUGAUGUUACUGAAAUACAUGAAAACGAGGACAUACUGUGGACUUUUGGAACUGAAACGUCUCUCAUAGCUAGAAUAAAAAAAAACAAACAAAGCUCCCCCAUAUAUCCUGAUACUGAUGAGAGAUUCAGAGACAGACUGAAGCUGGACGAUCAAACUGGAUCUCUGACCAUCACAAACAUCACAACUGAACACGCUGGAGAUUAUAAACUAGAGAUAAGUGGAGCAAGAUCAUCAAAAAAAACAUUGAGUGUUUCCGUCUAUACUCAGUUAUCUGUUCCUGUCAUCAGCAGAAACUCUUCACAAUGCUCUUCAUCAUCCUCCUCCUCAUCCUCAGAGCAGAAUUGUUCAUUGGUGUGUUCAGUGGUGAAUGUGGGUCAUGUGACUCUCUCCUGGUACAAAGGAAACAGUUUAUUGUCCAGCAUCAGUGUGUCUGAUCUCAGCAUCAGUCUCUCUCUACCUCUGGAGGUGGAAUAUCAGGAUAAAAACAGCUACAGCUGUGUGCUCAACAAUCCCAUCAGCAACCAGACUCAACAUCUGGACAUCACUCAACUCUGUCACACAUGUUCAGAUCAAGGUCUAUCUUUAUUCUACAUCGUGCUGAUCUCUGCUGGAUCUCUGUUGAUUGUCGCUGCAGUCGUGAUCUUCUGCUUCUGCAGGAAACACAGAAAAACUGACAGAGAAGGCAAGUGUUACCUACUGCUGUUAAACGAGACAAAUGAAAAAAUGCACUCUAAAUAG